UUCUUUACCCCUCACCUCUCAUAAGGACUCCUACAGCUACUAAUUAAUGGCUUCCCCUAAUUCAUGUCUUCAAUCUGCUCCUAUUGAUUAUGAAACUAAACACAUCUCAAAAUCAGUACCCCAGCAAAGUGUCCUAGACAUUGAGGUCACCACACUUGAAAUGGAAGCUAUUAGAGCUCCAAAAAAGAAUGGAGGAGAAGCUAAGACAGAAGAGGUGGGUAUCUUUCUGACAUGGAAGGAUCUAUGGGUGACUGCUUCAAAGGGAAAGAAUGGAAGCAAAACAAUUCUUGAGGGUCUAACUGGUUAUGCCAAGCCAGGGCAGCUCUUGGCCAUAAUGGGUCCUUCUGGUUGUGGCAAGUCUACACUACUUGAUACUUUAGCAGGGAGAUUAGGUUCAAACAUAAGGCAAACGGGGGAGAUUCUGAUCAAUGGUCGCAAACAAGCACUUGCUUAUGGAACCUCGGCAUAUGUCACACAAGAUGAUACAUUAUUGACAACCUUAACUGUUAAAGAAGCGGUGCACUAUUCAGCUCAACUCCAAUUACCUGACUCCAUGUCCAAGGCAGAGAAAAAAGAGAUAGCAGACUUUACAAUAAGAGAAAUGGGUUUGCAAGAUGCCAUUAACACAAGAAUUGGAGGGUGGGGUUCUAAAGGCAUUAGUGGGGGUCAAAAGAGGAGAGUGGGCAUAUGCAUCGAGAUCCUAACACGUCCUAAACUUCUCUUUCUUGAUGAACCAACUAGUGGACUUGAUAGUGCAGCUUCCUAUUAUGUCAUGAGAAGAAUUGCUACCCUGGCUCAAAAAGAUGGCAUUCAGAGGACUGUUAUUGCAUCAAUCCAUCAGCCUAGUAGUGAAGUUUUUCAACUCUUCCAUAACCUUUGUCUUCUGUCUUCUGGUAGAACAGUUUACUUUGGACCUGCUUCUGCUGCAACUGAGUUUUUCACUUCAAAUGGUUUUCCUUGUCCUGCUCUCCAAAAUCCAUCUGAUCAUUUACUGAAAACUAUAAACAAGGAUUUCGAUCAGGACAUUGAAGUGGGUUUAGCAGGGACUGGAACAAUACCCACAGAAGAAGCAAUCCGUAUUCUUGUGACAUCAUAUAAAUCAUCUGAAAGGAACCAAGAAGUUCAAAACGAAGUAGCAGUACUAUCUGAAAAGGAAACCAGUUCAAUUGACAAGAAGAGAGGACACGCAGGCUUCCUUAAUCAGUGCUUAGUUCUUAUAAAGAGAUCGUCCGUGAACAUGUUUCGUGAUCUAGGCUAUUACUGGUUACGCCUAGCCAUAUAUGUAGCAUUGGCUUUAAGUUUAGGCACUGUUUUCUAUAAUUUGGAUACCAGUAAUGGCUCAAUUAAGGACAGAGGUUCACUUCUUGCAUUUGUGUCUGCAUUCCUAACUUUUAUGACCAUCGGUGGAUUCCCUUCCUUUGUGGAAGACAUGAAGGUAUUUCAACGAGAAAGACAAAAUGGGCAUUAUGGUGUCACUGCGUUUGUAAUUGGGAACACCUUUUCCUCUGUCCCAUACUUGUUGUUGGUUACCCUGAUUCCUGGAGUUAUAACUUAUUUCCUUGCUGGUCUUCAGAAAGGAUACGAGCACAUUUUGUACUUCUUGUGUGUUAUAUUUUCUAGUUUGAUGUUAGUGGAGAGUCUUAUGAUGAUAGUUGCUACUGUUGUUCCCAACUUUCUAAUGGGUAUCAUAACUGGUGCUGGAAUUCAAGGAAUCAUGCUUUUAAUUAGCGGGUUCUUUAGAUUGCCACAUGAUCUUCCAAGGCCAUUUUGGAGAUACCCAUCACACUAUGUUGCCUUCCAUACAUAUGCCUUUCAAGGACUGCUCAAGAAUGAGUUUGAAGGACUAAGGUUUGCUACAAAUCAAGGCUCACACAAUUACAUUAGUGGUGAAGAGAUUUUAAGAAAUACAUGGCAAGUUGACAUGAGUAUAUCAAAAUGGGUUGAUCUUGCAAUCCUUGUGGGGAUGAUUGUUCUGUAUCGUGUUCUGUUUUUCAUUAUCAUCAAGACUAUUGAGAAGGUGAAGCCUGUGGUUGUAUCACUAUCAUGCAUGUCAGGGUCUCCCAAGGGAACAAUACAGAUCGUGGAGAACCCCAAUGCCACUCCUUUACAAGGAGAGGUUUUAUAAAUUUGAAUGUAUUUAUUGUAGUUGGGUAGCCAUACCAUCCACCGACAGUGGAUUUAAGAAGUGGAGAAAUAUUAGCUUCAGACUUGUCUAGGUGUGAAAGAUCUAUAGACUGUUUUAGUGUUCUUAAUUAGUCUGCAUAUGACUAUGUGCUAAUUGUAAUAAACUAACUAGUAAUUU
Gastrolobium bilobum is the source of this 2302-nucleotide messenger RNA. RefSeq names its product ABC transporter G family member 1-like. Bases 47 to 2125 code for a protein of 692 amino acids. Lineage: Eukaryota; Viridiplantae; Streptophyta; Magnoliopsida; Fabales; Fabaceae. The transcript is spliced from 8 exons. Gene Ontology annotation, molecular function: ABC-type transporter activity; ATP hydrolysis activity; ATP binding. The record is from RefSeq and is a predicted model, not a curated record. Gene Ontology annotation, cellular component: membrane.